Molecule: messenger RNA, 6058 nt
Organism: Antechinus flavipes (yellow-footed antechinus)
Lineage: Eukaryota; Metazoa; Chordata; Mammalia; Dasyuromorphia; Dasyuridae
Gene: NUBP2
Product: NUBP iron-sulfur cluster assembly factor 2, cytosolic
Exons: 6
Coding region: 4718-5353 (211 amino acids)
Biological process (GO): iron-sulfur cluster assembly
Cellular component (GO): cytosol
Molecular function (GO): ATP binding; 4 iron, 4 sulfur cluster binding; ATP-dependent FeS chaperone activity
Source: RefSeq, a predicted model, not a curated record
ACAUUGGUCAGGAGGUUUCCUUAAACAUGAUUACUUCCAAAAUAUUGUUUCUUAUCUUUCCAGAGAAUAAGAUUUUGUUUCCUGUUAACUUUUUUCCUUUGAUUCUUGAUCCAAAUCUUCAUUUUCAUUCUCUCAUCUGAAGCAAUUUCAGUGUGUUAGAAAUAAUAUAGAGAUCCAUCUCGUUAUAUAUCAGAAUAAAUUCCGUGAGAAUUGAGAAUUUUUAGUGUCCUUAUUAAAUUACUUCCCAAAUCAGCACAAAUUCCAAUAGUCUUGGGGAAGGAAAGUGCCCUCCUAAUCCAGAGAGAAAACUUUGGAGACUGAAUAUAGAUCAGAGCAUAGUAUUUUCACCUGUUUUUGUUGUUUUUGCUUCCUUGUUUGUUUUUCUUAGAAAGGGAGGAAAAGAGAAAAAAUCGAAACACAAAGUUUUGCAAAGAUGAAUGUUGAAAACUAUCUUUGUAUGUAUUUGGAAAAAUAAAAUACUGUUGAAAAUAAACCAGCACUGAAUAAAAGUAUACUGUAAUCUGUUUACUCAAGAGAAAAUCAGAUACACUAUCACUGCUGUCAUUUUUUGUGUAUGUAUAUUUAUGUGUAAAUAUAGAUUUAGAUGGAGAGAUAUUUUUUCUUUUCUCCAAAGUUAAUAGACCCAGAGUAACAAAAAAGCUUUCACAAAUCAGUUUUGUUCUUAUGAAGAAAGGAUGAUUAAAUUGUUACUUAGGAAAGAAUGUGUCCUUGUUAGCAUAGCCUUUUAUACUACACUUAAGAAAAUUUGUAGUAUCCACUUUAUUAGACAAUCCAAAUUUAAUCACUUGUUACUACUGCAUUCAUUAUUGGAUAGGAUAAAGAGGCACUAAUGGGGAUUCUUUGAAUUUUCUUUUGUAUUGAAGGAGAGACAUUUUGCUGUUAGACAGACUAAAUGGAGUUAGUUGUGUCAAUUCUUAACUUUUAGGUGUUACAAAGAUCUGCCACAAGCUAGAUCUUGGAGAUCGAUUUCAGCUCUUAAAAACAUGUUCCUUUAAUAGUUUCAAAUGAGUGUGUGACAGGUAUACAAAGUUACAUAAAAAAUUGGAGGCACAAGAAAAGAAAUACCUUUUCCAAGUAUGGAGAAGAGACAAGUUUAUAAUCAAACAAGAUAGAGAUCAUAGCUAACAGAUAAUUCUGAUUACAUAAAAUUAAAGAGGUAUUUUUGUUUUCGCACAAAUACAAUUAAGUUAACCUUAGAAGAAAAGCCCUUCACGGGGAAAAAAUCUUUUUAGCAAGCUUUUUCAAUAAAAGUCUCAUCCAAUAAAUAAAAGGAGUCAUUUCAGAUAUGAAAUAUUUAAAUGAUCAAACCAUUCCCCAAUGAAUAAGUGCUCAAAGGAUAUGAACAAGAGGUACUCAAUGAAAGAAAUGGAAAGACUGUGCAGCAUUAUGCUUCAAAUCACUGAUUAAUUAAAUGAACUACUUUGGCAUCUAUCUUGGCAAAGAUGAUAAAAAAGAGAAAUGAUGGUUUUGGAAAGCUUCUAAGAACACGAUGUGGAAGCAUAUUAAUAAACCUUUUCCAGAAUUUUCUCUUUAGGAAAAUGUAUAAGUAGUCAAGAACAAAAGCUAAACUUAGUAGAAGUAUCCCUUAUCUUUCUAAGAUUAUUGAUUUUUCCCUUUAGCCUAGGGUGACUGAACUAGGACCUAUCCUUUAUUUAAAAGGAUUAAGUUGUUGGUUGUUUCUUUAGGGGAGGGGAGUGGUCCUGGAAGAAAUUUAGGAAUUCUAGUAGAAGAUUAAGUCAUUUUUCUGAAAUGUUAACUCAAAACCUUUCUAUAUUCAAUAUUCCUAUAAAUGUUGCUUUAAAUUUGGGGGGAGUAGAGAAAUGCUUGAAGGCACUGUGGGGAUUAUGUUAAUUAGAACAAUUUUCUAAGCUAGAAAUUUUUGGAUUUAGUGUAAUAUUAAAUCAAUUAAAAAUUAUUUCUGAAAGUUUUUUUAAUCUAAAACAAAGUACAAUGUUAAUUUUCUUCUUUGACAACAGGCACACUGAUGUACAUUGGUGAAGCUGUGAAUUAGUACAGCCUUUCUGGAAAGCAGUAAUGGAGCUAUGAACAUGUUUUUAAACUGUGCCCCACUAUGCUUAUGCCCCAAAGGGUCUAAAGAAAAAGAAAAUAACAUAUAUGUACAGAAAUGUUUAUAACAGCUCUUUUUGUUUAGCAAAUAACCGGAAACUAUCAUUUAGGGAAUAGCUAAAGAAACUAUAGUGUAUAUACACUUAUGUAUAUAUAAUGGAAUAUUUUAAGAAAUUUUUAUAAAAGGAAUGGUAUCUAAGAGACUUAGGCAAAAUUUUUAUGAAGUGAUGCAAAGUGAAAUGAACAGAACCACAAUUUAUAUCAUAACAACAAUCUCAUAAUAGCCAAAUUUGAAAGACUUAAGAAUCAGAUUAGAUAUACUCCAGAGUACUGAGGAGGGUCUGUGGUCUUCUUACAAGAGAAGUGAUAAUCUCAGGGCAGAAUAAGAGAGUUUUUGUUAUGGCAAAUAAUAAUUUUGCCUGACUGUAUAUUUGUUAUAAUGAUUUUGUUUUUAUUUUCUUUUGGGAAGAGGGAAUAGAAAGAGGGAAGUUGUCCAUAGGACUCAAUUAAAAAGUAAAAGAGGUGGGGGAAGAGUUUUUAUGCUUUUUUUUUUUUCCGGAGGCAAUUGGGUUUAUAAAUGACUUGCUCAAGGUCACAUAGCUAGGAAGUGUUAAGUAUCUGCGGUCAUAUUUGAAUUCAGGUCCUCCUGACUUCAGGGCUGGUGCUCUAAACACUAUGCUACCUACUGCCCCCUUUUAUGCUUUAGGAAAAAAAAAUUCUAUAUACCAAAGCUGUGAGUUGAGGAAUAAAGUGUCUUUAAUUAAGAUAAUAUGGUAGCAAUCCUGCCACUCUGUGGAAUGUCCCAUGAAUUCAAAGGAUAAUGGAUUUCCCAACCAAGAGACCCAUGAAAAGUUAUUUUAUUUUUAGGAAGGGAGAGGAAAGGAUUACUAUGAAGAUUUGUCAUAUGAUCCUAGCCACUCCAGCAAGGAAUACCUCUUCUUUCUGGCUGUUUUGCCCUUUUUGCUAUGAAUUUCUAUGGAAAGAGAUAAGGACUUUAGUGACCAAGGUCCAGUUUAAAUUAAGUUCCUUUAGGAGGUAAAAUCUUGGUGGGGAGAGGGAAGACUUAUUAUGUGGUUCUCAAUCUAAUCAAGAGUAAAUAUUUUAAGGAUAGGAAUGUAGAGACCUAAAAGAAAACAGGAGGAAACACAGGUAAGCAGGAUAGCUUUGAAAGUUAGAUGUUGAAUCUGUUGUGUAUGUAGAUAUAUGGAUUUUAAGGAAGCUAAGCCUAAUAGAUGAUUUCUAUUUUAGAUAGAAUGCUUUUUCUGUUCUACUUUACAUACGGGAAUGGUCAUUUUAUUUCAUGUUUAAGUUCAGAAUUUAAAAAAAUAAAUAAAUUGACUUUGAGCUGGGCCAAAGGAAUUCUAAGUAGAGGAAAUGCUAUGAUUGAAGAAAAUCAUGAAAAUGGGAAAGGACAAAGCAUGUUUCAGAGAAUGGUAAUAUAAGAAAUAAAAUAUAAGAUAUGAGUAGGGCUUUAAUGUGAGAAAAGACAGCAGAGAUUGACCACACUUUGUGAAUGGUCUUGAAUGGUAGACUAAUCACUUUCUUUGACCUUAUGUAGUAAGCAGAAGAAAGUCAUUGAAGGUAUUUGAACUAGGGAAUGGAUUGAUUAGAUCUAGGUGCCAGGAAGACUAAUCUGUAGUGGUAUUUGAAGGCUAAAAUUAAAGAGGGUACUGAGUAGAUACAGGGAGACUUGUUAAAAGAUAGAUAACACUGAAUCUAUCAUGUUUAACCUUGACCCCAAAGAAAAGAUAAGGAUACGUAUUCCUCCUUUUGUAAAAAUGGGGGAUUGUAAAUGUAGAACCUUUAAUUUCUGACUUGUUUGGUAUAUUGAUUAGUGGCAAUAAUGGGGGGGGGAGGAUUAAGUUAUUUAAAAUAUUUUUUAAAUCUUUUUUAUUAUUUGUUAUAAAAAGUAGCUCCCUAAAAAAAAAAGUAGCUUCCUAGAAGGGAUUAUACAGCAGGAUAUAUUAGGAAAUGUAGGUGAUACUACAAAGAUACACAUAAAUGUUUUUUAUGAGGCUACAGUGGUAGAAAUAUGUUAAAGACUAAACUAAGUGCAUAUAAAUUUUCGUCCUCAUUUCACUCACAGACAUUAUAUUGCUUUAUUUCCUUAAGAGACAGGAAAUCUUACUGGCAUCAGGCAGAUCAUCUUGGUCCUUUCAGGAAAAGGAGGGGUGGGGAAAAGUACCAUUUCUACAGAGCUGGCCCUGGCCCUUCGGCAUUCAGGCAAGAAGGUGAGUACUGCCAUUCUCUCCUCUGCUGAGUUUGUUUCCUUUCAUUUGCAACAAUUGGAACUUUUCAUUAGGUAAAAUUAGUGUUGCUAGAUCUUUUCUCAUAGUAGCUAAUAUGCUUGAUUGAAGUCCUAAGGCACUGAAUAUCAGUCUUUCUUUGACCAGUGGCGUGGCUGCAUGGAACUUUCUGAACCCCUACUCCUGCUACCACCCUGUGGGACAUUCUUCAUCUUGCCUGGGCAAGACAGCUCUACACUGUCUUUAGACUUCAAAUCAACACGAAUUCUCAAAUCUCAUGGCUGACUUCUCCAGUGAUGUGGCAGUAGAUCUGAAUUUGACCUUAACUUUAUUUUUUUGUUGGGAUUCUGGAUGUGGAUCUCUGCGGUCCCAGCAUUCCCCGAAUGCUAAAAGUACAAAACAAGGCCGUGCACCAGUGUGACAAUGGCUGGGUGCCUGUGUUUGUGGACCAAGAGCAAACCAUCUCCCUCAUGUCUGUGGGUUUCCUACUGGAGAAGCCAGAUGAGGCUGUGGUGUGGAGAGGACCCAAAAAAAAUGCAUUGAUAAAACAGUUUGUCUCUGAUGUGGCCUGGGGUAACUUGGACUAUCUCAUUGUGGAUACACCGCCUGGGACUUCUGAUGAGCACAUUUCUGCUGUGGAAGCUCUUCGCCCUUAUAAGCCCCUGGGAGCUAUUUUGGUUACUACACCCCAGGCAAUUUCUGUGGGUGAUGUCCGGAGAGAGCUCACCUUUUGCAAGAAGACAGGGUUGCGAGUGCUUGGAAUUGUGGAGAAUAUGAGUGGUUUUGUCUGUCCACAUUGUUCGGAGUGCACUAAUCUUUUCUCUAAGGGAGGUGGGGAAGAAUUGGCCAGACAUGCAAAAGUUCCCUUCUUAGGCUGUGUGCCCCUGGAUCCUCAGCUUACAAAGAGUUUGGAGGAAGGCCAAGACUUCAUCCAGGAAUUCCCUAAAAGUCCUGCUUUUCCUGCAUUCAUUUCCAUCACACAGCAAAUCUUGAAUGGGACAUCGGCUCAAACCUCCUAAGAAGACAUCUCAGGCUCAUGCCGACUAUGAUUCCUUUUUUGCUGCUUUUGGAGACAGACCUUUAAAAGAGUUGUAACCAGAAGAACAUCACAGUGAAAAGGCCUCUAAAGAAACUUCCUGGAUCAUCCACAAGCCCUUAGUGCAGAGGAGCCAGUGUCAUUUCUGCAGUCUCACUGCUAUUAAAAUAGGCUCCCUAAAGACCAGUAGCUGUUAAGUCUGGGGCAUUGGCUUGUUUGUUUUGCCACAAUCCCUAGCAGUAUGUCAAGCCUUGGCAUCCUUCUGCUCAGAGUGUGGAUCCACAGUGGUUAAUGGUACUAAGUUUUAGCUGCUCUUUACAAGACAGGACCAUGGAAGGCAUGCUGACUUUAGCCACGAUGUAGCUAACUGUAGAGACAUCCCAACAUAAAUGACAUUGUCAUUUCUCUCUCUACCUCUGGUACUAAAACUGUUAUUGCAUAUACCAUGGACAACUUUUCCUUGGCUCUGGAUGCAGUGCUACUAAGUGCUUCUAAGUAUUUGGAGUAGUUCCCUUUUAAGAUGUGUAAAUACAAUAUGGCUAUUAAAUCCAUAUGAUAAUUUGGAAACAUAUUUAGUUUAAAGGAAUAUAUCUCUGGUCCCAUCAUAUGAUUUCUUCGUUGUUAAACAUGCCUCAGGAAUGCUUUGGAACUUUAAAAGAGCUCUCAAUUAAAGAAAUUCAUAGCUCUC